Molecule: messenger RNA, 459 nt
Organism: Eruca vesicaria subsp. sativa (arugula)
Lineage: Eukaryota; Viridiplantae; Streptophyta; Magnoliopsida; Brassicales; Brassicaceae
Source: the annotation of a GenBank genome assembly
AUGAGCUAUUCUAAUCAAAGCAUGGGUUCUGGUAGUAGAAGUGCAAGGGGAUAUGAGUUUGGAAGGACUUAUGUUGUGAGGCCUAAAGGAAAGCACCAAGCUACUAUUGUUUGGUUGCAUGGUCUUGGUGAUAAUGGCUCAAGCUCGUCUCAGCUCCUAGAGAGCAUGCCUCUUCCAAACGUAAAAUGGAUUUGCCCAACUGCUCCCUCUCGUCCUGUUUCGCUUCUAGGUGGAUUCCCUUGCACUGCCUGGUUUGACGUGGGUGAAAUAUCUGAGGAUCUUCAUGAUGAUAUUGAAGGAUUAGAUGCUUCAGCUUCACACAUUGCUAACCUCUUAUCAAGCGAACCCACAGAUAUCAAAGUUGGGGUAGGAGGUUUCAGUAUGGGUGCAGCAAUAGCUCUAUACUCCACGACGUGCUACGCUUUGGACGUUAUGGAACAGGACAUCCUUAUACUAUAA